AUGAAUAGGUCGAGAAGAACUGUUGUUAGGCCAACAUCUAGCAAGAACUACUUGAAACCGACGGCUGCCAGUAUAGGGAAGAGCAGAAACGCAUUGACCGAUGUUACCUCUCAGGCCACGAACAGAAAACCGGGCUAUACUGGUGGUGUUGGUGGUGCCAGCGGUUUCAAGACUGGGGAAUCUGUGAGGGGGAGAAGGUCCGUAAGAAGAUUACCGUUGCAAAACCGCUCAGUUAAUUCAAAAGUUGAGGUACCCGUAUCUGGUAAACGACCCUUGGUUCAUAUUUACAACGAUGAAAACAGUCCGAUUGUCGUCGACGAUGAGAGUAUGGAAGUUGAGGUGAAUGAUGGGGAGAGAAUGGAGACUGAGCCCGUGCUGUCACUCAUGCCACAUUUCAGUGAGAAGACGCAGCAGAUUUUAGAAGAGAUCAACGAGAAAUUUGCAUUCUUGGAGACACAGAAUCACGAUGACGACACGUACGAUCCUGUCAUGGUUGCCGAUUAUUCGCCAGAUAUUUUUGACUACUUGAGAAAGUUGGAGUUGAAAUUCUCGCCAAAUGCUGAUUACAUGCGUUUCCAAAAUAACUUGAACUGGACAUAUCGCAAGGAAUUGGUCGAUUGGCUUGUCAAAGUCCACGAAAGAUUCCAGUUACUUCCAGAGACUCUGUUCCUAACAAUAAACAUAAUGGAUAGAUUUCUGUCCAAAAAGCAAGUCACCUUGAACAGAUUCCAGCUUGUAGGAAUCACUGCAUUGUUGAUCGCUUCGAAAUACGAAGAGAUCAACUACCCAACCUUGGCCGAUAUAUGUCAUAUCCUGGACAACGAAUACACCAAAAGAGACAUCCUACAAGCUGAGAAAUUUAUGAUAGAUACUUUGGAGUUCGAAAUUGGUUGGCCAGGUCCAAUGUCGUUCCUGCGGAAGAUAAGUAGGGCUGACUUUUACCACUACGAGAUAAGAACGUUUGCCAAAUACUUUCUGGAGAGCGUGCUAAUGGAACCUCAAUUGGUGGCCUCCCCCAUAAGCUGGAUUGCAGCAGGCGCAUAUUUCCUUAGCAAAAUCAUAUUAAAGGAUGAUAUAUGGUCUUCGAAGCAUGUGUACUACUCUGGGUACACACGAGACCAGUUACUGCCAUUAGUCAUUACAUUGUGCGAGGUUUGCAAAAAGGGUCGUGCUUCUAAAAAUGCCAUUUGGGAUAAAUAUUCAACUGGCAAGUUCCAUCAUUCCAGUCAAUUAUUCGAUAAGUGGGUGGAUUCCAUGAAAUCUUGA
Molecule: messenger RNA, 1266 nt
Organism: Huiozyma naganishii CBS 8797
Lineage: Eukaryota; Fungi; Ascomycota; Saccharomycetes; Saccharomycetales; Saccharomycetaceae
Gene: CLB4
Product: B-type cyclin CLB4
Exons: 1
Coding region: 1-1266 (421 amino acids)
Biological process (GO): regulation of cyclin-dependent protein serine/threonine kinase activity; mitotic cell cycle phase transition
Cellular component (GO): cyclin-dependent protein kinase holoenzyme complex; nucleus; cytoplasm
Molecular function (GO): cyclin-dependent protein serine/threonine kinase regulator activity
Source: RefSeq, a predicted model, not a curated record